Messenger RNA from Periophthalmus magnuspinnatus, 992 nucleotides. Its product is annotated as piggyBac transposable element-derived protein 4-like. The record is from RefSeq and is a predicted model, not a curated record. NCBI's taxonomy places the organism in Eukaryota, Metazoa, Chordata, Actinopteri, Gobiiformes, Gobiidae. The transcript is spliced from 2 exons. The coding region runs from base 186 to 992 and encodes 268 amino acids.
UCCUGACUACCCAUAGUUCAUAUUUAUCCUCUCUAGUGGACAUAUCUUUACUAAAAUAUUUCCAAUCCCCUGCACAUUACCUAACCAACUCCUUCUGUGGUUUAACGAGGACAUUUAGAGCUUUCAAAUGACACCAAAUUUAUAAGGGUGGAGCUUUGAAAAGACCCUCCUCCUUUUCAAGGAAAAUGGCUGCUAUCAACCACAUUUUAUGGAAAAAAGAACAAUUCAACCCCCAACUGGAUGAUCUUCCAAUUAUUCUAAGCAGUGAUGCCACAACACGCCAAAACUGGACCCCACUUUGUUAUUUUGAACAGUACAUUGAUGACUUUGUCUUUGAAAAAAUGGCUAUGUGCACAAACCAACGUGAAGUCCUUCAUUCUGGAACAUCACUAAACACUACCCCUGAAGAGUUGAAGACUUUCUUUGGGUGCUCCAUCUACAUGGCCUGUUUGGGUUAUCCAAACAUUCAAAUGUAUUGGGCUUCGAAGACCAGAGUUCAAAUAGUAGCAGAAUCCAUGACCAGAAAUCGGUUCUACAAACUUAGGAGUUCCAUUACGCUUGUCAUUGAUCUUGAUGUGUCUGAGGAGGAAAAAGAAAGAGCCAUUUUGUGGAAGGUCAGGCCAGUUUUGGAGAAAGUGAGGCAGGGAUGUCUGAGACAGCCUAGAACAGGCAAAAUGUCGAUUGAUGAGCAAAUGAUCCCAUUUACUGGCCGCUGUCCAAUUCGCCAACAUGUACCAGGAAAACCACAUACAACUGGCUUGAAGGUGUUUGUUCUGGCUACACCAAGCGGGAUUAUUUUAGACUUUAUUGUCUACCAGGGGAAGACCACUUUCAAUGUCACUGCAGAAGAGGGCAUUGGAGAACAAGCAGUUCUUCAUUUGGCUUGGAGUCUGUUCCCAGAGGUUCUCACCUGUCCUUUGACAGGUACUUCACUACAGUCAAACUUUUGGACAUCCUGGCAGAGAAAGGGCUUGCAGGCACUGGGACUAUAA